AUGGUGGGCGUAUUUGCCACUUCUCCUCUGAUUUGUAAACUUGCUAUUCAUCUGCCAGUGUUUGUCCCAUCUGAUCUACUUAUGGAUCUUCAGUGGAGAGCUUACCUUGGGGCAACUGCUUAUGGUAAGCCUCUCAAGGUUGAUAGUCCUAUGCUUGCUGUUUCCAGACUCUCUGUGACUUGUGUGUUAGUUGAGAGGAUAUCACUCAAACAACUCCCGAUGAGGGUUAGCCACUUACCAUCUUUGCUGAGAAGGUGCAAUCCGAUCCUCUUUCCAACAUCGCAGUUCCAGAGGCAACCGGAGCUGGUACUUGGAAAUGAAGAUUUGUGGUCAUUUGUUAAUUUUGCUGGAGAAGAUCUUGCUAACAUACCUACACUUGUGGCUUUUCUUGGAAUGCUUAAAACAUUGGCUGCUACAGAAGAAGGUGCUUCAAAGGUUUUCGAGUUGCUACAGGGUAAAAUGUUUCGGAGAGUUGGUUGGGGUACCUUAUUUGAUUGCUUGUCUAUUUAUGAUGAGAGAUUUAGGCAAUCUAUGCAUUCUUCUUCUGGGUCUCCUUUACCGGAUAUUCAGGAGGGCGACGCACAGGCACUUGUUGCUUAUUUAAACGUUCUGCAAAAGGUAGUUGAAAAUGGUGAUUCCACUGAGAGAACGAAGUGGUUUCCGGAUAUUGAACCCUUUUUUAAGCUUCUUAGUUAUGAAAAUGUACCCCCAUAUUUGAAGGGUGCACUUCGUAAUGUUAUUUCUUCUUUCGUUGGAAUUUCUCCACUUUUGAAAGACACUAUCUGGAGUUAUCUUGAAAAAUAUGAUCUUCCUGUUGUUGUAGGCCCCCCUCCCAAAACUAGUGGGCUUCUGUUCCAAUCACAAAUUUAUGACAUGCGAUUUGAGCUUAAUGAAGUAGAAGCUAGAAGGGAAAGAUAUCCAUCAACUAUUUCUUUCAUCAAUUUGUUAAAUUCAUUGAUUUCACAAGAAAGAGAUGUAAGUGACCGAGGCCAAAGGUUUGUCGGCAUUUUUAGAUUUGUCUAUGAUCACGUCUUCAGCCCUUUUCCCCAGAGGGCUUAUGCUGAUCCUAAAGAAAAGUGGCAACUGGUUAUCUCUUGCCUCCAGCACUUCCAUUUGGUUUUGAGCAUGUAUGAUCUCCGCGAUGAAGAUAUAAAUAAUGCUGCAGACAUGUCUCUACAAUUGAGUUGCCUUCUUAACUCCACACAUGAAGUCCAACUUCCUGUAUUAGAGUUGUUGAAAGACUUCUUGGGUGGCAAAGUAGUUUUUCGCAAUGUCAUGGGUAUCAUCUUAAUUGGUGUAAACAGUCUUAUCAAUGCUCGGAUUAGUCAAGCAUAUGGUAAUCUGCUAGAGAAAGCUAUUCAACUUUCAUUGGAAAUUAUAGUUCUUGUUUUUGAAAGAGACCUAUUCCUUGUCGAGUGUUGGCGCCCAUUAUAUCAGCCUUUGGAUAUUGUACUUUCUCAAGAUCAUAAUUACAUUGUCUCUUUGCUGGAAUUUGUACGAUAUGAUUUUCUACCUGAAAUUCAGCUUCUGUCCAUAAAAAUUGCGAGCAUCCUAAGCUCAAGGAUGGCUGGACUUGUACAGUUUUUAUUGAAAACAAAUGCAGCAAAAUAUCUAAUUGAGGAUUAUGCUGCUUGUCUUGAGGCACGUUUUGAUGAGUCUGUUGUUGUUGAGAAUACAAAAGAUGACCCUGGUGUUCUCAUAAUGCAGCUUCUAAUUGAUAAUAUUAGAAAACCUGCUCCAAAUCUUACACAUUUGCUUCUCAAGUUUGAUGUAAAUGGUUCAGUGGAAAAAACUUUGUUACAGCCAAAAUAUCAUUUCAGUUGUUUGAAAGUUAUUCUUGAUAAUUUGGAGAAGCUUUUGAAGCCUGAAAUAAACGCUCCACUGCAUGAGUUUGGUUUUCAGCUCUUUUAUGAAUUAUGUCUGGAUCCUCUUACUUCUGGUCCCAUAGUGGAUUUAUUGAGUAAUAAGAAGUACCAAUUCUUUUCGAAGCACUUGGAAUCUAUUGGUGUUGCCCCGCUACCAAAAAGGACAAGCAAUCAAUCUCUCCGCAUCAGUACACUACAUCAGAGGGGAUGGUUGUUAAAGCUGCUAGCUUUGGAAUUGCACUCAGCUGAUAUGGCUGAAUCCUCGCAUAGAGAGACUUGCAUGGCUAUUAUAUCCCAAACUUUCGGUCAAUGUGCUGAUGUGGACUACUCCGAACCAUAUUCAUCCCAAACUAUUGAGACACAUGCUUCUGGUUUUUCGCCUGAGACCAAAAAAAUGACGGCUUUGGAAUUUCUUGAAAUAAUUCAGUUUAAGCCUCCUGACAUUGCCUUGAGAUAUCCCCAAUUUUUUCUGGAUAUGAAGUAUCAUACUCAGGUGGAAGACAUACUUAGUAAUCCUUCAACAUCCGAGAUGGGUGGUGUCUAUUAUUAUUCAGAGCGAGGCGAUAGAUUAAUUGAUCUUGAUGCAUUUCAUGACAGGCUUUGGCAGAUGCUUAAAGUUUCUGCCCCGCAAGCAAUAUCCCAUCUUAAUGAAGCAGAGAAGGGUGGCAUGAGAGAAGCUACUCAGCAAUUACUGAGGUGGGCAUGGAAACACAACAAAAAUCUUGAAGAACAAGCGGCCCAGCUUCAUAUGUUGACUGGUUGGUCUCACAUAAUUGAGGUUUCUAUAUCCAGAAAAAUGUUAUUUAUUAAAGAUCAUUAUCAAGUAUUAAUCGAGUUGCUUGACGCUUCAUUGAGUGCAUCUGCUUCACCAGAUUGUUCUUUAAAAAUGGCAAUGAUACUAAGUCAUGUGGCACUGACUUGUAUGGCUAAACUACGAGAUGAAAGGUUCUUGUGCCCUGGAGAUUCAGAUUCCGAUGGUGUCACAUGCCUUGAUAUCGUUUCCGUUAAGCAACUGCCAAAUGGAGCUUGUCAUUCUAUACUUUUUAAGCUAAUGAUGGCUAUUCUUAGGAAUGAAUCAUCUGAAGCAUUAAGAAGACGUCAGUAUGCAUUACUCCUUAUUUACUUUCAGUACUGCCGGAGUAUUCUUGAUCCUGAAAUCCCAGCUUCAGUAUUGGACUUUUUGCUUCGUGAAGAACAGGGAGAAGAUGAGCUAAAUUUGCAAAAGAUUGACAAGGAACAAACAGACCUUGCUAGAGCUAAUUUUGCAAUUCUAAAGGAUGAGGCUCAAGCUGUCAUUGAUGUGGGAUGGAACGGAAACAGGAGAAAGAUGGGAGUUUUGGAUCUUUGCACGUCGCAAUCUUUAAAAAUACGUGAGCGUCAUGAUUCCGGAGUUCCCAGCUAG
Molecule: messenger RNA, 3267 nt
Organism: Phalaenopsis equestris
Lineage: Eukaryota; Viridiplantae; Streptophyta; Magnoliopsida; Asparagales; Orchidaceae
Product: nuclear pore complex protein NUP205-like
Exons: 28
Coding region: 1-3267 (1088 amino acids)
Cellular component (GO): nuclear pore
Source: RefSeq, a predicted model, not a curated record